AUGAACUCCACCCACAGCCACCGCCCCAGGGCUCGCCAGGGCCGGCCGGGUCCCUACGGCCGGCCCAGCUGGGGCUCUGUGCCCCACCGGCUCCCUCGCCCAAGUUUUCAGGCCCCUGGGGGGCCCACAGGGGCCCCCAAGAGAGGUGGGGGGCCCCCGGGGGCCCCCGGGGGCCCGGGGGGCCCCCCAGGGGCCCCUGGGGCCCCCGGGGCCCCCGGGGCCCCUGCGAGGGGCGGGGGGCCCCCCAGGGGCCCCUGCAGGCAGGCGCAGCAGAAGGGCCCCUGCUGCGUCUGCGGAGAAGCAGAUCCCAAGUACAAGUUCAGGUGCUGCAGUCAGCGCUUCUGCAGCACUGGGUGCUACAAGGAGCACACCAAAGUGCCCUGCCAGCAGCAGCAGCAGCAGCAGCAGCAGCAGCAACAGCAGCAGCAGCAGCUGCUGCUGCAGCAGGAGCAGGGGCCAAAACAGGAGGAGAAGGCGAGCUCUUUUGGCGCGGCUUCGGAUUUCGGCGUUGCUGCGCAGCAGCAGCAGCAGCAGCAGCUUGCAGAGCAUGCAGCAGCAGCAGCAGCAGCAGCAGCAGCAGCAGCGAGUGCAGAAGAAGACUGCAGCGUACAUACACCGGAAGCCAGCGCUGUCUUCGCAGCAGCAGAAGCAAACCAUCUGGGGGCCCCUGCUGCUGUCUGGGGGGCCCCCCUGGAGCAGCAAGGGGGGCCCCUGGAGCAGCAAGGGGGGCCCCUGGAGCAGCAAGGGGGGCCCCUGGAGCAGCAAGGGGGGCCCCUGGAGCAGCAAGGGGGGCCCCUGUGGGGGGGCCCCCCGGGGGCUGAGGGGGCCCCCGUGGGGCCCCCCGCUGCUCCCCAGGGGGCCCCCCAGGGGGCCCCCGGAGAGCUGGGGGGCCCCCAGGGGCCCCCCGACCUGGGGGACUCGUCAGAUGAGGAAUCUUUGAGUUCAAAUAGUUCUUUUUCUGAAGAAGAAGAGGAGAAAGAAAGAAAAGAAAAAAAGAAAAAAGAAAACUCCAGUUUGCUGCUGGCAGCAGCAGCAGAGCGGCGGUUCGGGCUGCUGUCUGCUGCAGAGCGAAGCCGCCUUCGGCAGUUCGCGGGGGCCCCCGAGCUGCAAAACCCCAAGUUGAAGUCAGCAAUUCGGGGGCUCUUUUCGGGGGCCGGGGGGCUCCCAGGGGCCCCCGGGGCCCCCGGGGCCCCCGGGGGGGCCCCCGGGGCCCCCGGGGGGGGCCCCGGGUCUGCAUUUGUGGGUCUUUCUCGGCUUUUGGAGGAGCCGGAGUUUUGCAAACUGGCGAAGGCUCUGAUGCAUGCAAUAAGUGCAGAAAGUUCGGAAAAUUUGGAGACUUUUUGCGGAAAAAUUCGAAAAAAUUCGACCCCUGGGGCGCGGGCGAACUGA
This is a messenger RNA of Eimeria necatrix, 1389 nucleotides long. RefSeq lists its product as hypothetical. NCBI's taxonomy places the organism in Eukaryota, Apicomplexa, Conoidasida, Eucoccidiorida, Eimeriidae. The transcript is spliced from 2 exons. The record is from RefSeq and is a predicted model, not a curated record. The coding region runs from base 1 to 1389 and encodes 462 amino acids.